Molecule: messenger RNA, 402 nt
Organism: Lactuca saligna
Lineage: Eukaryota; Viridiplantae; Streptophyta; Magnoliopsida; Asterales; Asteraceae
Source: the annotation of a GenBank genome assembly
AUGGUCAGUGCAGUGAGAUUUGUGGAACUAAUCAUGCCUUUAUGCGUGCGCCCGGAAAGAUACGUCGAACUCCUCAUUGCCCCAAUCUUCCCUGUAGGCUCCCUGCUCCGCCAGCGCGACAACUGUCCGAAUCAUUUGACGCUUCUUCUCACUGAGCAGCCCCUCGACUUCUACUUCAGGUUCGGGGAGCUCCGGCAGGGGAACUUGAGUCUCAGCAGAACCUUCCCUUUUUUUAUCUCUCCUUUCCCGCGAAUUUUAUCCAUUUUGCUCAGUUGGGGAGCGGAGGUACCCUCGAGCGGUGGCUGGGCAGUGAUCUUUGUGGUAGCGGGGGGGAAACAACCCCGACCAGCCGGCCUGUACGCCGCUCACGCGAAGAAGUUAUUCUCUAAUUCCAAAAAGUAA